AUAAAUAAAAAAUGUGGAGUGUUGUGCAACCAUUUGGUUAGUUGAAUCCCGACGAUUCCAUAGAAAAUCUUUCUGAACCAUAUAGAAAAGCCUCUCUCCCGUCGUCUCUCACUCUCUCAGUUCACACUCUCAACCUCAAUACAAACGAUUAACCAAAAAAGCAUCUCAUCCUUUUACUUUUGAUCGAUCAUGUCCUUUUUGCGACGCUAAACAAAAGGUGUUCUCUACCAACUCUUCGCAAAGGAGUUGAAGUGACUGAAUUAAGGAUCCGAGACUCCUCCGCCCUUCCAUGUUCUGCCCCGUCCCGUUGGGCACUGGAGCCUUAAUCUGUGCAGACAGAUGCACCUUCAUGAAUUUCAAGCUAAAUCUGAAAGCAUUGACCUGAAGAUUACUGCAAUCAAGCUGAUUGUUGAGUGGAUUUGAUGCAGACGACGUACGCCAUGGAUCCACAGAGCCAAAACACAUCAUUGCAACGGCUUCAAAAUGUUGAAAAGAGAAUAGUUAGGGUAUUGGAGUUAGCUGGCAGCGUAAUGGACGAACUGGCAAACCCUAGCGGUCCAAGAAAGGAGCUUGUUAAUAGUCACUGCAGUGAAUUUAUGCAAUUGAUCAAGGACAUCCAAGUGACACUGCGAGAAGAAAUCAAAAGUGCCUGUGAGUAUCGUCCUUUUGAGAAGUGUGACUACGUUCCAAGAAUAUCUAACGAGAUCUGUUGCAAGAAACUGGAACAUGUCAUUGCACAGUUAGACGAAAUGAAGCAUACAAUUGAAGGGUAUCAUGCUGCAGUUUGAAACUCUGUAUGUUUUAGCAUUCACCACUAGGUUGCUUUUAUAGGAUUCCUGUUAUUUGAGGUUAGGAUAAUGGAUUUAGUUGGUCUGCAAGGACAUUUGAUUAUUUAUAGGAUUCCUGUUAUUUGAGGUUAGGAUAAUGGAUUUAGUUGGUCUGCAAGGACAUUUGAUUAGCUCUGAAUGUACGCUCGUGGCAAGUAGAUUUCCUAUUUGCUUCUUCAGUAAGAUUAGGAUCGACGUAAACAAAUUGUAUUACAGAGCUUUGUAUAUAUUUUUACGUUAAAAAUGCUUGGUAUGAAACACUUCCAGAAUCUGUUGUGCAA
Coffea arabica (coffee) is the source of this 1108-nucleotide messenger RNA. Its product is annotated as mediator of RNA polymerase II transcription subunit 11-like. Gene Ontology annotation, molecular function: transcription coregulator activity. Lineage: Eukaryota; Viridiplantae; Streptophyta; Magnoliopsida; Gentianales; Rubiaceae. The record is from RefSeq and is a predicted model, not a curated record. Gene Ontology annotation, biological process: regulation of transcription by RNA polymerase II. Gene Ontology annotation, cellular component: mediator complex.